Molecule: messenger RNA, 912 nt
Organism: Lutzomyia longipalpis
Lineage: Eukaryota; Metazoa; Arthropoda; Insecta; Diptera; Psychodidae
Product: odorant receptor 85b-like
Exons: 3
Coding region: 1-912 (303 amino acids)
Biological process (GO): detection of chemical stimulus involved in sensory perception of smell; sensory perception of smell
Cellular component (GO): plasma membrane
Molecular function (GO): odorant binding; olfactory receptor activity
Source: RefSeq, a predicted model, not a curated record
AUGGAAGAUUACAGUGAUUUGGUGGAGUUUGCCUUUAGUAUUGCCAUGGGUUUGGCUAUGUUUCAAUGCGUUAUGAUCUAUUUGGUCAUCAUAAUCUACAACCGAAAGAGAAUUACGGAGAUUUUUGAAUAUUUCGAAGGUUUAGUGGCAUCUUCAGAUCCCAUUAUGUCUAAAAUCAGACAAAAACACUUCACGACAAAUACUAGGAUUGCCUACAUCUGUGCCAGUGGUUUCACGUCGCCUAUGUUUUUCCUCAUUCCUGGCAUUCCCAGAGACAGUAUCUUCUUCUACCCUGUUAACCUCAUUAACCAGACCUUCCUCUUCUUCAGUGCAUACGAACUAAUUAUGGUUUCUGACAUUAUAAUAAUGAUCACUAUUGUUUGCUGCAAAGCCGAAUUGGAUGCAAUAGCCGAACUCAUUGCUACGCUAAACCACGAAGAUUUAGCUGCAAAUGAAGGAAGAGUCAUUGUAAGGAAAGUCUAUGAGAUUCAUAUGGAUCUGGCAGUUCAAGCGGACAAACUAACCAUCGCUUUCUGGCAUAUCUACCUGCAGAAACUCCUUGUUAUCAUGCUCUACCUUUGCAGUAUGUUUUUGAUUUUUCAGGAGAAAGAUGGCUUCAGCUACGAAGCCAUUUGCAGCAUCUUCGUUAUCCUGUCGCAAACUUUUAUUCUCUGCUACUUUGGGCAGAUUAUCAUGAAUAGCUCUGAAGUCAUGUCGGAUUCAUUCUACAUGACUAAAUGGUACGAAUUGGAUAUUCGUGCACAGAAGAAUCUUCUCAUUCUCAUGAUGAGGUUUCAGCAUCCAGUUAAAGUGGAAACUUUUGGUUUUGGAACUAUAUCGCUCUAUACCUUUGUUCAGAUUUGUAAAAUUUCAUUUUCCUACGCCGCCAUUUUGUAUGCACUUUUCAACUAA